CCUGAUCCACACAAGUGAGACGUGAGCUGCAGCGAUGAUUGACAGCUCAGCCCCCCGGGCGAGCCCCGCCCUCGCGUGACGUCACUGUGUCAGUGCUGAGCAGAAGGAGGAGAAGCCGAGCCUGGUCCACUUCCUGCACACCCAGGGCAAGCAGCAGGCACACACUCUGCCCUCCGUGCCAUGGAUCUGGAUUCCGUCCUAGAGAAGCUGGAGAGUGGGGAGCAGGAGCUGGUGCAGAAGGCACUGAUGGAGUAUAACAAGGAGAACUCUCAAUGUUUCUUCUUCAACACGGAGCAGAGAGAGCAAAGAAAGAAACUUGGAGAAGUGGUGAUCAAGUUCCUGGAGCGAGAUUUGCAACCUUCCUGCCAGAUAGCCUGUCUAGAAACCAUCCGCAUUCUUUCCCGUGACAAGUACGGAUUGGCCCCUUUUACCAGUCGCUCUGCAAUGCAAAUCUUGGCCAGAUAUGCAGGUCUGGACUACUUCGAUGAAGUGGAGGUGCCUCGUAUCCCGGACAGUGAGAGUGCAGUGGAAGCUCUGAAGGGUCUCUGCAAUAUUGUUUACAACAGUGUCGAGGCCCAAGAAGUGGCCACUGAGUUGCGUCUGGUGUGCGGCCUAGCUCGCCGCCUCAAGCUUUACAAUGAGACCAGGUCGUCUCAUGAAAGCAAGUUCUUCGACUUGCGCUUGCUCUUCCUUCUCACAGCCCUCAGAGUGGAUGUACGGAGACAGCUCGCCCGAGAGUUAAGGGGCGUCAGUCUGCUAACUGAUGCUUUGGAAAGCACUCUGGCCUUGAAAUGGUCCGACAUCUACGAGGUGGUGACAGAUCGUCUAGCGCCACCUUUAGGGAAAGAAGAAACUGAAAGAGUGAUGGAAAUCCUAAAGACUCUCUUUAAUAUCACCUUUGAUAUCAGCCGCAGGGAAGUUGAUGAGGAAGAUGCAGCUCUCUAUCGCCACCUGGCAGCUAUUCUUAGGCACUGCUUACUGAGGCAAAGUGAUGGAGAAGACAGGACAGAGGAAUUCCAUGGACACACAGUGAAUCUUCUGGUGAACCUGCCCCUGAUGUGUCUUGACGUUCUGCUAACCCCUAAGGUGGAACUCGGCUCUGUGGAGUACAUGGGAAUGAAUAUGGAUACUGUGGAGGUUCUUCUUCAAUUCCUGGACAGGAGGUUGGACAGGGGCCACAAGUUGCGUGAGACGCUGACUCCUGUUUUGAAUCUCCUUACUGAAAGUUCACGUGUUCAUCGAGAGACUCGAAAGUUCCUCCGGGCGAAGGUGUUACCUCCUCUGAGAGAUGUAAAGAACCGCCCGGAGGUUGGAAAUACACUGCGCAAUAAGCUGGUCCGUCUGAUGACCCACGUAGACACAGAUGUAAAGCAUUGUGCGGCAGAAUUCCUUUUUGUCCUUUGUAAGGAAAAUGUAUCUCGCUUUGUGAAAUACACCGGAUAUGGUAAUGCUGCUGGCCUGCUUGCUGCCCGGGGAUUGCUGGCGGGAGGACGUGGAGAAGGACGGUACUCUGAAGAUGAAGACACAGAUACAGAAGAAUACAGAGAAGCCAAACCUAACAUUAACCCUGUAACUGGGCGCGUGGAAGAGAAGCAGCCCAAUCCUAUGGACGGGAUGACCGAGGAGCAGAAAGAGUAUGAGGCCAUGAAGCUGGUCAGCAUGUUCGACAAGUUAUCUCGAGAACAGAUCAUUCAGCCCAUGGGUGUCACAUCUGAUGGGAGGCUGGAGGCUUUAGAUGAGGCCGCACAGAGGAUGCUACAACAACAGGAAUCUUCUGAUCUGGAGACGACUGAUUCGGACUAAAACUCUCAACAAGUUGAAAGCACAUGUAAGAUGUCCGAGCCAUGCGAAGCCGAGCCGGAGAAAGAGAGACUACGAACAGCUUUACAGGCACCAUAAACCACAAGGGAAACUUAAUGUAGAUUACUGUAGAUGUAUGUCUCAGACCUCGGCAGUAGAGCAGACUCUGGGACGUCUUAUAGUAUAAUGUGAUCCGUCUUAGCAGCACCUUCAGCCGCUGAGGACAUAGAGAUGUGAUACGUCAGCCGUUUCCCGUAAGCCUUGGCACAGAAUGCUAGCGGCUCUGCUUGGGUAGACGUUCUGAGCGUUGUCAACUUUUAGAAAGUUGUCACUACACAAAGCUUCACCACUAUAGGGCAGCACUUCUUAUAUACACUGCCAGCAGGGGCAACUGUUUUAUUUUAGAUUUCAGUAGGUCCAAGUGAUGGAUGUAUUGGCCGCCGGAGUCUCAAUCCUCCUAAAAUAAUAAUCCCCAAGUAAUUUUCCAAAAAAAGAGAACACAAUGUAUAGGGGUACAGCAGCUCAGGAUACACUAAAAAGACGUAUAAAGAAAAGCAAAAAAAAUAAAAAAAUUAUGGGAAAAAAAGGGAACAUUAGUUGCACAAAUUAACUAUAAAGUUUCAGGUCUUUCCCCAGCGUAGGGAAGAACCAAUGUGAAGAAAUCUAGGUAUAUGAACCAGAAACCUAAGUAGCCAAAUCUGAGGUCAAGGUGACAAAGCUGCUAUAGACAGAAGGGGCAGAUUUUUCCUAUGACUGAUGUAUAUUUAGGAAUUACAAUAUUUAAUGUCUGUGAAAGGUUAGCGUUGUUACCUGGUAUAUUACACGGAGAUGUUCUUUCUAGAAAAUGUAGCGCUACGAGCAAAGAGAAAAAGCCCCACGGGGUGAACAGAUUCUAAAGGCGGAUUAAACCUGUAGUAAAUUAUCAAUGACCUAUUUUAUAAAAUAGCUGAAUAUUU
Messenger RNA from Hyla sarda, 2756 nucleotides. It is a transcript of the gene RIC8A, whose product is annotated as RIC8 guanine nucleotide exchange factor A. The record is from RefSeq and is a predicted model, not a curated record. Gene Ontology annotation, cellular component: plasma membrane; cytoplasm. Gene Ontology annotation, biological process: G protein-coupled receptor signaling pathway. NCBI's taxonomy places the organism in Eukaryota, Metazoa, Chordata, Amphibia, Anura, Hylidae. The coding region runs from base 181 to 1803 and encodes 540 amino acids. The transcript has 10 exons. Gene Ontology annotation, molecular function: G-protein alpha-subunit binding; guanyl-nucleotide exchange factor activity.